Messenger RNA from Fusarium subglutinans, 822 nucleotides. Its product is annotated as endonuclease exonuclease phosphatase family. The transcript is spliced from 2 exons. The record is from RefSeq and is a predicted model, not a curated record. Gene Ontology annotation, molecular function: sphingomyelin phosphodiesterase activity. NCBI's taxonomy places the organism in Eukaryota, Fungi, Ascomycota, Sordariomycetes, Hypocreales, Nectriaceae. Gene Ontology annotation, cellular component: cytoplasm. Bases 1 to 822 code for a protein of 273 amino acids.
AUGUCCGGCCGCCUUCUUGUCACCGCCCUCGCUCUUAGUGGUCUCUCCGUGGGACAGACCACUGGAAACUUCAACUUCGUUACUUACAACGUCGCUGGUCUUCCUGCUAUCAUCAACAACAACGAAGUCCCUGGUGACAAGGCAACCAACGCCAACCUCAUUGGCACUGUUCUUGCCACCCAAAAAUAUGAUAUUGUUCAUAUGCAAGAGGACUUCAACUAUCAUGCCUACAUCUAUGCGACUGACAACCAUGCUUACCGUACUCCUACCUCUGGCGGCGUUCCCUUUGGUGAUGGCCUCAACACUGUCGCCAACUAUGACUGGACCGGUCUUGUUCGCAAGAAGUGGAACAAGUGCAACCUGAACUCUGGUGAUUGUUUGACCCCCAAGGGCUUCAGCUUUAUGCGCAUGAAAAUUCAGAGCAUUGAAGUUGAUCUCUAUAACCUUCAUGCUGAUGCUGGCUCUGACCAGGGUGAUGUCGAUGCACGCUCGGCAGGUAUCGAUCAGAUCCUGGCUUACAUCAAUGCGAACUCCCAGGGUAGGGCCGUCAUCGUGGCUGGUGAUACCAAUGACAGAUGGACCAAUGCAGGCCGAAGCAUCAACAAACUGACCGAUGCCGGCUUCAGCGACUCUUGGGUACAGCUCAUUCAAGGGGGCAAGUUCCCCACGGCUGGAGCGACUGCAAACCCAUGCAGUGUCCCUGCUGCUGACAACACAUGUGAGAUUGUGGAUAAGGUUUUGUAUGUCACCAUUCUCACUAUCAUUUCAAACGUCUUGAAGAAUGCUAACAAGAGUAUAGCUAUCGCUCGGGCAGCUCUGUAA